AUGUUCCUGUUAAAGCAUUCUCGUCUCGUUUCCAGGACUCUUUCUGUUCAAUUGAUACAACCAAGCUAUUUUCGUAUACAAAUGUCGACAGUUUCUACAACCAAUCCAAAAUUCCAAAAGAUCUUCAAGAAAGUUGACGAACUGAAACCUGAUUUCAUUCAAGUGUUAGCUGAAGCUGUGGAAAUCCCUGCAGUAUCUGCUGACGAGUCUCUAAGACCAAUGGUCAUUAAGAAAGCCCAUUUCUUGGUAGAUAAAUUGAAACAACUUGGUUUCGAAGACAUUCAAUUAAAGGAGUUGGGCGUGCAACCCCCUCCAGUUAACGACCCUAAAUUACAAUUGCCCCCAGUUGUAUUAUCUCGUUAUGGUAAUGAUCCUUCUAAGAAAACUGUCUUAGUUUACGGUCAUUAUGAUGUUCAACCUGCUUCCAUUGAAGAUGGAUGGGAUUCUGAACCAUUCAAGUUGGUCGUUGAUGAAGAAAAACAGUUAUUGAAGGCAAGAGGAUCUACUGAUGAUACUGGCCCAUUAACCGGUUGGUUACAUGUGGUCAGAGCACAUCAAGAAGCUGGAAUUGAAUUGCCUGUCAACUUACUUACCUGUUUUGAAGGUAUGGAAGAAUCUGGAUCACUUGGUUUGGAAAAAUUAAUUGGUCAAGAAGCUGACAAAUAUUUUAAAGACGUGGAUGCCGUUUGUAUUUCAGAUAAUUAUUGGUUAGGAACAAAGAAACCAGUAUUAACUUAUGGGUUGAGAGGCUGUAAUUAUUAUCAAGUUACCAUUAAUGGUCCAGGUGCAGAUUUACAUUCUGGUAUUUUUGGAGGUGUGAUUGCCGAACCAAUGGUCGAUUUGGUACAAGUGUUAAGCUCUUUAGUCGAUUCUAAGGGUAAGAUUUUGAUAAAGGGAAUUGAUGAAAUGGUUGCACCUGUAACUGAAAAGGAAAUGAAAUUAUAUGAAGACAUUGAUUUUUCAUUGGAAGAACUCGAAGAAGCAAGUGGUUCAAAGACAGCUUUAUAUGAAAAAAAGGAAGAUAUUUUGAUGCAUAGAUGGAGAUUUCCAUCUUUAUCUGUACACGGUGUGGAAGGUGCCUUCUCCUCUCAAGGUGCUAAGACAGUCAUUCCUGCUAAGGUAAGUGGUAAGUUUUCUAUCAGAACUGUUCCAGAUAUGGAUUCUGCCAAAUUAACUAAAUUGGUCAUUGAUCAUUGUAACAGCGUUUUUGAAAAACUUGGAUCUCCAAAUACGAUUCAUGCCGAACUAAUCCAUGAUGGUAAUUACUGGGUUUCUGAUCCAUUCAAUGCUCAAUUUACCGCGGCUGCAAAGGCCACAAAGGAAGUCUAUGGUGUCGAUCCAGAUUUCACAAGAGAAGGUGGAUCUAUUCCCAUCACUUUGACCUUCGAAGAACAAUUAAAGACAAGUGUCUUAUUGCUACCAAUGGGUAGAGGUGAUGAUGGUGCUCAUUCCAUUAACGAAAAAUUAGAUAUCAGUAACUUCAUCGGAGGUAUUAAGACUAUGGUUGCCUAUUUGCACUAUUAUGCUGAAUCACCUGAGAAUUAA
Molecule: messenger RNA, 1545 nt
Organism: Naumovozyma castellii
Lineage: Eukaryota; Fungi; Ascomycota; Saccharomycetes; Saccharomycetales; Saccharomycetaceae
Gene: DUG1
Product: metallodipeptidase
Exons: 1
Coding region: 1-1545 (514 amino acids)
Source: RefSeq, a predicted model, not a curated record